AUGCAGCAGAAGCUGGACACCAGCAUCUGGGUGGGUAUUGAUGAGGGUCUUUUGCGUCGCAUCCUCUAUGUUUCAAUUUUGCAGCAACAGCCGGAUGCGCUAUCAAUACUCUCCAACACGCAAGUGAUCACUAAUAUCCCGGUACCUCAACCCGAGAACUCGCGGUUGUUGCAUGACGCCCGAUUUGCCAGUCUCUUCACCACCAGUGGGCGCACAGCGGCCGGCGGUGGAGAGGGCGGCUCGGGUGGUUCGAAAGACGUUCAGGCAUUGCUGCUGCUGCUGCUUCGAUCCAAAUCCCCGGAUCACGCAGUGCAGCUUGCAGCGACUGUGGAGGUAGUCAAUCAGUGCUUUGUGAGAGUCCUUCGGCUCUCAGAUCCCAUCGAUACCGGACGACCUCUAUCUGUUUACGGAAAUGAUUCCCUAGCUGCUGUGGAAGUGCGAAACUGGCUUCGGGCCGAGCUUGGGGCUUUAGUAACUACCUUAGAUAUUCUGAACGCUUCGUCGCUUAUCGCUCUUUGCGAGAAGAUCGUAGCAAAAGUGACUAGUUCAUAA
Molecule: messenger RNA, 552 nt
Organism: Penicillium odoratum
Lineage: Eukaryota; Fungi; Ascomycota; Eurotiomycetes; Eurotiales; Aspergillaceae
Product: acyl carrier protein
Exons: 1
Coding region: 1-552 (183 amino acids)
Molecular function (GO): phosphopantetheine binding
Source: RefSeq, a predicted model, not a curated record